AUGCCAAUGCUGGAGCUGGUAACUCACGAAGGCCAAUGGGCUCGUUCUGGCUCGCACUUGCUUCCAAAUCUCACAAUUGAGCCAACAGAGCACGAGAACAGGAGGCAUCGGUCAGACCCCGGCACGGCCCGAGACCUCACCUACCUAUCAAGCGUCAUCGGUUUUGCGGUCCAAAGCAACAAUGGGGAGCUGUACUGGCCAUACUGGUCAUCCUUUAACAUGUCGACUUGUGAACGACAAAAUAAACCUGCAAAGUGGCCCCCACGUAACAAGGCCUAA
Molecule: messenger RNA, 279 nt
Organism: Chaetomium globosum CBS 148.51
Lineage: Eukaryota; Fungi; Ascomycota; Sordariomycetes; Sordariales; Chaetomiaceae
Exons: 3
Coding region: 1-279 (92 amino acids)
Source: RefSeq, a predicted model, not a curated record